AGUCUGGCCAAUGUUCCCCCUGGGGAGCAGCGCUCCCGGUUCCUUGCUGUUGGGUUGGUGGACAACACUGUCAGAAUUAUUUCCCUUGACCCUUCGGACUGCCUGCAGCCGCUGAGCAUGCAGGCGCUGCCCGCGCAGCCCGAGUCGCUCUGCAUCGUGGAGAUGGGUGGCACGGAGAAGCAGGACGAGCUGGGGGAGAGGGGCUCCAUUGGCUUUCUGUACCUGAACAUUGGCCUGCAGAACGGGGUGCUGCUGAGGACCGUCCUGGAUCCCGUCACCGGGGAUCUCUCCGACACCAGGACCCGCUACCUCGGCUCACGGCCCGUCAAACUCUUCCGCGUCCGAAUGCAAGGCCAGGAGGCG
Molecule: messenger RNA, 363 nt
Organism: Lepidothrix coronata (blue-crowned manakin)
Lineage: Eukaryota; Metazoa; Chordata; Aves; Passeriformes; Pipridae
Product: splicing factor 3B subunit 3-like
Exons: 3
Molecular function (GO): protein binding
Source: RefSeq, a predicted model, not a curated record